CGCUGCAGGCGGCGUACACUAGUGAGAGCAGUCAAACUGAAGUAGCAGUGCGUGGGGAAGGCGUUUGCCGGGUCGUGUCUAUUUGUAAAUAUCCCCGUAUUAUAUAUCUAUAUAUAUACUACUAGUACUUACAUAUUCUAAAAAAAAAAUCAAGAAAAUCUUAACAAAGGCUUAUAGUUCAGGUAUAGAGGAAUUGGGAGAAUCCUUAUUGACAGUGUCUGAAUUUCACAUAUUUGUAUAAAUAACUAUAGCGAGCAAAGCCGCCUCUGAUUCUUCACGGUUUCUCCCUGGCAGCACUUCGUCAGUUAGCCGGGUCGUGGGCUGGUAUUUUGCUAGAGAAAAGGAAAGAUCCGUGUUACUGUCAUCUUUAUAAUUUAUUCUUUAAUUUAUUUCACACAGGCUUAGUCGGACUGUUUGAUACAUGUACCAUAUUCGGUUUUUUUUUGUUUACACGGAUGUUUACGGGUAGCUAAUUAGUCGCACAACUUCUCUCGUUGAGUUGUCCGUCUAAAUUAUUAAAAGAAAUCAAUGUGUGGCUUUUGAAAGUAAGCUCACUGCGACCUUCGUUUAGCAAAAGGACGUUCUCCCGGUGCGAUUUCGCCGUGGGGUUGUCGCAUUGCUCGCCCAGGGUCACGGUUCUGUUUCGGGUUCGGCUCCUGUCAAGGGUCGCGGUACCGUUUGUAAAGGCGGCGGCAUUGUGUGCCCGUCCCCAGUUGUUGCGAUGGCCUCGGUGAAGAAGCCGAAGAUGGAAGAGAUCCAAGCAGACCACGAGCUGUUCCUACAGGCCUUCGAAAAACCAACCCAAAUCUACAGAUUCCUUCGCACAAGAAACCUGAUUGCACCUAUAUUCUUGCACAGAAGUCUCACAUAUAUGCCCCUUAGAAACCCCAGACUAAAUGCCAAAAGGAAGAUGUAUAAAGUAGACGAGAUGCUGCUUAAAGUAGAGAAGAUGAAGGGAGAUCAGGAGUCACACAGCUUGUCUUCACACCUACAGCUGACUUUUACAGGAUUCUUCCAUAAAAUCGAAAAGCCAUCUGUAAACUCAGAGAACGAACAAAAUUCAGUGUCUUUAGAGGUUCUACUUGUCAAAGUUUGCCACAAGAAAAGGAAGGAUGUCAGUUGCCCGGUUAAACAAGUGCCUACGGGGAAAAAGCAGGUGCCUUUGAACCCGGACUGCAGUCAAGCCAAACCUGCCGCCUUCCCCUCUCUCCUGGUUUCCAGCAACGAGUUUGAGCCUAACAACAGUCACAUGGUCAAGUCCUACUCCUUGCUCUUCAGGGUUUCCCGGCCGGGUCGAAGGCAUCUCAGUGGAGAACCCAAUGGGAAUAUUGAUGUUCUAGGAGAACUUCCAAACAGAAAAACGAGAAAUGCUCUCAGGGGUGAUGGAGAGACCACCUUCAUUGCACAGAUGACAGUCUUUGACAAGAACAGACGCUUACAGCUACUAGAUGGCGAGUAUGAGGUCUCUAUGCAGGAAGUGGAAGAAUGUCCGGUCAACAAGAAAAGGGCUACUUGGGAGACCAUUCUGGACGGGAAGCGGCUCCCUCCGUUUGAAACCCUCUCUCAGGGACCCACGCUGCAGUUUACCCUGCGCUGGACUGGGGACGUCGGCAGCAAGUCGACCGCGCCGGUGGCCAAGCCCCUGACCACCCGUAACUCGGAUGCCGGUGCUACGGAGAGCAGGCCCAGUGGGCCAAGGCCGGCCCCGCUUGCAGUUAAAGAUUCAAUCAGCACAAAUAUCCAGACAAGAAAGGAACAGAUACUGGUUGAACCCCGGCAGAAGCUGCGUGUGUUUUAUCAGUUCCUGUACAACAACAACAGCAGGCAGCAGACAGAGGCCCGGGACGACCUGCACUGCCCCUGGUGCACGCUGAACUGUCGCAGGCUCUACAGCCUCCUCAAGCACCUUAAGCUGUCCCACAGCCGCUUCAUCUUCAGCUACGUGCCUCACCCUAAAGGAGCCCGGAUAGACGUGUCAGUCAACGAGUGCUACGACGGCUCCUACGUGGGGAACCCCCAGGAUAUCCACAGCCAGCCGGGGUUUGCCUUCAGCCGCAACGGCCCCGUGAAGAGGACCGCUGUGACACACGUGCUGGUGUGCAGGCCCAAGCGCUCGAAGCCCAGCCUGUCCGAGUUCCUGGACUCCGAGGAGGGCGAAGUGGAGCAGCAGCGCACCUACAUCAGCGGCCACAACCGGCUCUACUUCCACAGCGACAGCUGCAUGCCACUGCGGCCCCAGGAGAUGGAGGUGGACAGCGAGGACGAGCGGGACCCCGACUGGCUCAGGGAGAAGACGGUGACGCAAAUCGAAGAAUUUAUGGAUGUUAACGAAGGCGAGAAGGAAGUGAUGAAACUCUGGAAUCUGCACGUUAUGAAGCAUGGAUUCAUAGCGGACAAUCAGAUGAAUCAGGCCUGCUUGUUGUUCGUGGAGAAAUGCGGAGCCCAGAUCGCUCACAGGAACCUGUGCCGCAACUUUCUGCUGCACAUGGUGAGCAUGCACGACUUCAAUCUGGUCAGCAUCGGCACCAUCGACAAGGCCAUGGCCCGGCUGAAGGAAAUCCAGGGGGCGCCGCGAGUGGAAGACAACAGCAUCGACGGCCACACUGAAGCUCAGAAGCACAGCAAGUGCCAGAAUCUCUUGAGAUCAGCCCCCUCAGACUGAUUUUGCAGGGCUGGGUAAUGUUGGGUUGGGGGGGGAUUGAGUUGAAAGAAGACUUAAGAUCAGUUAUCUGUAAUCCUGCUGUAAUUCUGGCCUGCUGUAUUGCGUCAGAGAAUCCAGUUUUGUUUAGCUUUUUGCAGAUCGUAUCUGGGUUCCCCAUGACUGCAUUAGCUUGCAUCUUUGCAAUCCCAAUCCACAUUCCUGUAAGAACAUCAUAUGUCAGGUCAGCAUCACAAGAAUGUAUUAAAAAUGGGGGGAAAACUCAGUAUGAGUUUAUUUUCAUUUUAAUUUAACAACCCUAUGUAUAAAAGUGAUCAUGUUUAGCACUUGCCUUAUUCUAGGUGUCUUUUUUUGGGCGGGGGGGGGGUUACAACUAUAUUAAAUCAGAAUAGAAUUAUCUGAUGCAAAAUCUUAAAAAAAAAAAAAAAAAAGGUAGAUUUAUGCUGGUCACAGUGGGUAUAUGACCUAGCUGGAGGACAGUUAGAAGCAGCUUUCUGUAGCCUUUGCUCUCCUGUGGAAAGGAUGGUGGGACUGGACUGUGGACUGGAACACCUGACUUGACUAUAAUGAAUACGGACAAACUAAUUCAUCACUGGAUGCACCAGAAGGAACUCAUUACUUUUCCACUGUUGAGUGGAACAGUGCGUUUUUACUUAUGCAAAAUGUUUACAGGUUUUUUUUUCCCCCCAGAAUAACUUUUCUCCAUGGAAACCUGCAGUUCUUCGGUCUCUCAUUAGUAAGGGUUCCAACGCCUCUGCGUUCCACCCUGCAAGCAGCAUUCGGCCAGCAUGCCGGACGCCCUUUGGUUUGCUGCACUCCUGUGUUUCACAGUGAUCAGCUUCUCCGGCUGCAUGCAGGCACCUCGUUACAAUUUCCUGCCAAAAAAAACAGCGUGUGUGUUUGUGUGUGCGUGUGCGUGUGUGUAUUUAUAUAUGUCACACAUCAGGAAACUAUUUACCUCCUACUGAACCCCAAUAUCACUAAUUGUAAAAAAAAUGUUCUACUUUUUUAGGAUGCAGAUAUUAUGAUAGGUUUGUUUUUUUUAAUGGAAAGUGUGAGGGGUGGGUGUGCGGUUUGAUCGGAGUUCUACAGACCAAAGGGUUGAGUUGCAGCUGCUUGUUUCCCCUUUUUAAUUAUGCCCAACUGUCACUUUAAUCUGCGCGUGUUGGUUGUUCCUGUGGGAGACUCUUACUCUAGGUUCUUACUUGCCCAGCAGGCGGAUGGAUUAUGCUGUCACUGCUGCAGAAGCACUGUUUGCACAUUUCCGUUCCUUGCGUGGGGCCGCGAGAGUGAACCAAUGUUAAACCGUGUUCAAGUUGUGAAUUUUGUAAUAAAGGAGUUACAGAAAAUGUUUUUAUCAAAUAAAAGGAUUUUUUUACCA
This is a messenger RNA of Paramormyrops kingsleyae, 4040 nucleotides long. RefSeq names its product SUZ12 polycomb repressive complex 2 subunit b (gene suz12b). The record is from RefSeq and is a predicted model, not a curated record. Lineage: Eukaryota; Metazoa; Chordata; Actinopteri; Osteoglossiformes; Mormyridae. Gene Ontology annotation, molecular function: chromatin DNA binding. Gene Ontology annotation, cellular component: RSC-type complex; ESC/E(Z) complex; nucleus.